Molecule: messenger RNA, 1244 nt
Organism: Triticum urartu
Lineage: Eukaryota; Viridiplantae; Streptophyta; Magnoliopsida; Poales; Poaceae
Source: RefSeq, a predicted model, not a curated record
AGCAGCUCGUGCCCAUAUUCUAGUCGUGCUCGUCUUGCAGGUCGAAUGCUUCAUCGGAAGAUGGAGCUUUAUUCUCCCAAACCUUCCCCCAAAACCACGCCUUGUGCCGUUUACGGAAUACCGAAUCUAUCACAAACCGUCGUAACACCCGAUGCGCCCUUCCCGAUACAGCCGCUCGCAAAAUCUCUUUCCACGAAGAGGCGCCCCGCCGCCGCCUCCCCCUCCCGAAUGCCCGCGUCACGGCAGCUGCCCCUCCUUCUGAAGAUCGCCGCCGCGGCGGCCGCCGGCGCAUUGGCGAUCGUCGCGGCGGCGCGCCUGCUGCGGGAUGACGCGGUCUCCUCCCUCCGCCGGGACAUCCGCGAGGCCGUCGCCGCCCUCGUCUCCAGCAACGAGGACGGCGACAGCGCCGACGGCGGCGGCGACGAGCAGGGGGACGAGGACGCGCCGCCGCCGUCCAUCCUGAUCACGGGGUUCCGGGCCCACGGGAAGAGCUCGCUCGUGAACACGGCGUGCCGCGCGCUCGCCGGCGAGGUGGGCCCGCUGCUGCUGCGCGCGGAGGCGUCGCCGCCGGGCGGCGGGUCCGACAGCACGAGGAAGCGGCUGAAGGUGAAGGCGGUGGUCUCCGGCGCGGACGGGGAAAUGGGGGCGGAGGAGGCGGUGGUGGAGCUGCUGGAUGCGCCGCCGCUCCCUGACGCCGCGAGGCUGACGAGGGAUGCAAUCGACGACGCGAUCAGCAGCGGGAACCCGGAGUGCGUGGUGCUGGUGCUGCGAUGCGACGCGCCCGCCAAGGAGCGGAAUGCCGCCAUCAAGCGCCUGCCGGAGAUCUCUGCGGCCGCGAGGGCGAAAGGGCUUAAUUUGAUUAUUGCAUUGACUUUUAAGAAGUCCGUGAGUUCAGUAAGGCAAGCUGAAGAGCUUCUAAGAGAGGUUUCCUUCAGGGCAAGGACGGAUUGUGUAUACUUCAUCGAGAACUACACCUGGAGCAACAGUGGCUCCAACCUCCUCCACCCCCCUGUCAUCAAGAAUGACUUUGGGACAGAUUUCACCGUGCUGACAAUCAUUCGACAGUGUCUUGAGUUCAUCAAGCUAAAUAGGAGUCAAAAGGAUAAGAAAGACCCCAAGCAGGCAGACACACAGGCAGACGCUAAAACAGCCCCUAAAGUUUAGCGACACAAAUGUAAGGCAUUUCUAUAGUUAUGCACAUACAAGAUCAUCACUGGUUCGCGCAGGUAUGAUCUUCUGCGGUA